Cuscuta campestris is the source of this 682-nucleotide messenger RNA. The record is from the annotation of a GenBank genome assembly. NCBI's taxonomy places the organism in Eukaryota, Viridiplantae, Streptophyta, Magnoliopsida, Solanales, Convolvulaceae.
CCCUAGAAGAUUGUCAUAGUUUGACUUUUUUGGUUAAGCUGUGGUAUCCUUGACCACGAAUUGAAUAUAGUUUAAAAUAAUUAAAUAUUAUAAAAUUUUGAUAUUUUAAAACUAUAUUUUAAAAUAAAUCACAUUUUAUUAAAUUUAGAUUAUAAUUAAAUAUAGUUUUUUAUAAUUCACACGGGCGUCGUCAAGGCCUACGUGCUCCCGAUCUGCGACGACAUCAUGGCCGUCGAUUGGAUCUCCGACGAAUUAGCCGGCCCGGUGAAGGUGCCUCCCGGAUCUGCCAUGAGGGUGACAUUUCUGAAGCUGAAGGAGAAUUCGGGGGAAGGCGAGAAGGGCGAGAUCCUGAGGGUGACGAGAGGAAUCAAGGAGAAGUUCCCUUCGAUUGAUCAGCUGAGCGUCGGGGAAAACCUGUCGCCGGCGAGGGCGAAGGGCUUCUCGAUCGGAUCGGUUGCCGUGUUUGGAGGGGUGAAAGAUUUGGAGGCAUUGGAGUCGGAAUCGGCGGCGGCGGCGGCGAAGGAGGAGAAGGACAAGGUGAGGGAGUUUCUGGACGGCGUGCUGGUGGUUGAUAACGCCGUUCCGGCUUAUCUGUAGGGGUUAAAUACGUCAUUCUACCAUUGUUGCGGGUCUUUUAGAGUUUUUUUAUGAAGUAUAAGUAGAUUAAAUUUUUAAAAUGGUU